Juglans microcarpa x Juglans regia is the source of this 1216-nucleotide messenger RNA. Its product is annotated as zinc finger protein ZAT4-like. Gene Ontology annotation, biological process: regulation of DNA-templated transcription. The transcript has a single exon. NCBI's taxonomy places the organism in Eukaryota, Viridiplantae, Streptophyta, Magnoliopsida, Fagales, Juglandaceae. Bases 136 to 1062 code for a protein of 308 amino acids. The record is from RefSeq and is a predicted model, not a curated record.
UGGACCUGCUGUUUUUGUGGCCUCUUGCUUAAGAAAAAAUAGUUGUCACCUACUCCUUCUAGGUUUCUUCGCUCCUCUUCCUCCCUUUGGGAUUGAAAGCAAGAGAUCAGAUAGGAAGUAGUGAGUUUUGAAACCAUGGAAAAGCACAGAAUCUGCAAGAUCUGCACCAAGCGCUUAGCCAAUGGCAAGGCCAUGGGGGGCCACAUGAGAUCUCAUCUUGCCAAGCUUCCGAUCCCUCCGACAGUACAACAGCUUGACAACUCGUUCGCCGCCGAUUCAACUCUGCUAUCUCCAUCUCAAUCCUCAUCCUCUUCUCUCAACUUCCCCUCCCCCAUGCAGUCCUACCGAUCUCUCAACCGCGACGUCCUCUCUCUCGUUCCAAACUCCGACAAGGAAAGUGACGCCGACUCUCAACCUAUGAAUCCAACUCGCAGAAUAUCCAAGCGGCGUCGUGAAACCUUUGCACCACUCGUCAAGUCGCCACUCGAACCGGAACUGGUCAGUUCAGUCUCUGAUACUUUCUUUGAAGAAGACGUGGCUAUGUCUCUUCUAAUGCUUUCUAGGGGCAAAUGGCCAAGAACGAAAGAAGAAGUUCAACAUGAAGGUAAGGAUAUUGGGGAUGACCAUUCUCUCCGCCUGAAUCACACGCGAACACGGCCUCGAACAAAGUUCAAGUGCCAGACGUGCAAGAAAGCGUUUCCAUCCUAUCAGGCUCUUGGAGGCCACAGAGCGAACCACAAAAAAACCAAGAAUCAGUCACGAGAAGAGGAUUUGGAAGAUGGUAAAGACGGGGGAACUGCCCGUGGCCGUAGCCGUACAGGUCAUGGCCGCUUUGAGCAGAGAGUCUUUGAAUGUGAAUUCUGUUUUAAGGUGUUCGAAUCUGGUCAAGCAUUGGGUGGACACAAGAAGGUCCACUUUUCCAACUUAGGCAAUGCUAGAAGUUCUUCUGUCGUUAGAUUUGGAGACAAUAUAAUAGAUCUUAAUCAGCCGGCUCAGAUGGAGGAAGAUGAUGAAGCUAGUCAGCUGGUUGACUUCAUCUCAACUGUAUCCGAUGCAGAAUAAGAUCAAAUUAAGUUGAUGGAAAAUUUUAGAGGUACAAAAUUUUCGUAUUUAAAUUGUUGUGGUUUCGUUUGUUCUUCAUUGAUGUAGGCUAGAAAUUUUAAGAUCGUUUUGAUACAAUGGGUUUGUUAAUUUUGGAUUCAGAGAAUUAACUUUG